Molecule: messenger RNA, 7937 nt
Organism: Bicyclus anynana (squinting bush brown)
Lineage: Eukaryota; Metazoa; Arthropoda; Insecta; Lepidoptera; Nymphalidae
Gene: ChAT
Product: choline O-acetyltransferase
Exons: 11
Coding region: 8-1927 (639 amino acids)
Biological process (GO): neuromuscular synaptic transmission; acetylcholine biosynthetic process
Cellular component (GO): neuron projection; cytoplasm
Molecular function (GO): choline O-acetyltransferase activity
Source: RefSeq, a predicted model, not a curated record
AUCACAGAUGUCGCUGCCGAAGAAGUGGCUCAGUACCCAGGUCUACGGCACCGACGACGAAGACUUCCAGUAUGUGCAAGUGGCCAAACUGCCCGUGCCGGAACUGCAGCCGACCCUGGACUCGUAUCUGCAGUUCGCGGCGGUGGUCGUGAGCCCGCAGCAGCUGGAGAAGACACAAGAGCUGGUGAAGAGGUUCGCAGAGGACCUCGGCCCCAAAAUGCAGGAGAAACUUGUGGAAAGACAAAAAGAAAUGAUUAACUGGGUGACGGACUGGUGGCUGGACGACAUGUACCUGAAAGUCCGUGCGCCACUACCUAUCAACUCAAACCCCGGCAUGGUGUUCCCAAAGAGGCAGUUCGCAAAAAUCGACGAAGUUGCUGAUCUAGCUGCUCUAUACAUCGAUGACUUACUCGAUUAUAAGGAAAUGCUUGACAGAGGCGAAUUACCACAAGAGCGAGCAACGAGUCGCGAGAAAGGUCAACCGCUGUGCAUGGAGCAGUUCUACCGACUUCUGGGCGUGUGUCGCAUACCAGAGGUUGGCAAGGACCGCUUGGAGCUGCCUCAGAGACCUGGCGAUGCUGCGGAAUGUGAAGAGUUGGUGAUCGUUGCCUGCAGAAACUAUUUCUACCCGAUUCCGGUGAAGGCGGCUGACCGAGGACGUCUAACUCCUGGAGAGAUACAAGCUCAACUUCUCCAUGCGAUGGUGGACGCUGCAGGAUCCCCUCCCGCGCCCAGGGUCGGGAUACUGACCACUAUGAACAGGGACCAGUGGGCUAAAGCCAGGGAACAACUUAUUAGAGAUGAAAACAACCGGGCCAAUCUGGAGUUGAUGUCUCGCGCGCUGUGCAUCAUGUGCGUGGACGAGGCGGGCGGGGACAGGCCGGAGCUGGACGCCGACACCAACGCGCUGCUGCGCGCCAUGCACGGCGGCGGCACCCGGCACCACUCCGCCAACCGCUGGUUCGACAAGACUGUGCAGUUGAUCAUAUCAUCGGACGGUACAGUGGGCAUGUGUUACGAGCACAGUCCAGCAGAGGGCGUGGCAGUCAUACGACUGGCCGAGAGAGCUCUCGCUAGAGCCGAAGUGUCGGAUAGACCGGCACCUCCACCGGUGCUGCUGCCUGCGCCGCAGCCGAUGAAGUGGAACCUUACCGUGGACUUGCAAAGGACUAUUGAGCACGCUGCAAGGGAUUUCGAUCGCACCAUAUCAAACCUAGAUCUGAAGGUGUACACGUAUCGCAACUACGGGCGCGAGUUCAUGAAGUCCUGCCGCACCAGUCCCGACGUCUACAUACAGCUGGCUAUGCAAUAUGCUUACUACAAGCUGUACGGCUACCUGGUGUCGACGUACGAGUCGGCAUCUCUCCGUCGCUUCCACAACGGGCGCGUCGACAACAUUCGGUCGGCGCACAGCGCGGCGCACGCCUGGGCGGCUGCCAUGUGCACUGCUGACACCCCUCCGCAGGCUGAUGAGGAUGGCCAGAGGAAGGUCUCCUUCAACUUAUAUGGGGAGCAAAAGAAGCUGGAGUUAUUCGAAGAAGCGGCUCGCAAGCAAACAGUUAUAAUGGAAGCCAACAUCCUGGGCCGAGGUAUCGACAACCACCUGCUGGGGCUUCGGGAAGCAGCCAGGGAGACCCUGGGCGAGCUGCCCGAGAUGUUUACAGACUCGACCUACAGUCGCAUGAUAGAGUUUAAACUAAGCACCAGUCAGGUAGCAACAACAACGGAUGGUACAUUCAUGGGCUACGGCGCCGUCGUCCCCGACGGGUACGGCUGUAGUUACAACCCAAAGAAAGACUCUGUCAUCUUCUGCAUCUCCUCCUUCAUAUCUUCCAGCGUGACCAACACGGAAGCCUUCCGACAGGCACUAGAAGAAGCCUUGGACUCCAUGAAACUGAUGUUUCAGAACCGUAAAACUGAGAGCUAAAUAUUAAUAACUUAUUAUUGGUAAAAGAGUUUGUGAGGUAUCAGUGGCGUAACUAUAACUUGGAAAAUUCGUUGAAGACACUCCCAUGAUAUGCGGGCGACGGAGGGGAAAUAUUACGCUUGGUGUGAAAUCGUGCUUGCGGGGAAGUAAGGGAGUGUUACGAACGAAUUUGCCAAGCUAUAUUUGGUGGCAGCUGCUUUAGCCAUGUUACAUAACGAUUCUCUUUCUAAAAUCGCUCACGGUUCGAAAAUUUAAAAUAUGUAGCUAUGGGACUGAAAUUCGUUACGAUACUCCAUUAGCAACGUUAAGCGUUUCCCUGCCUUGGCUGGCAAAAAGUCAGGGCCCAUGGCUCGAAGGGGCCCGAGAGGCCAAGCGCUCUCGCCCGAGAGAGUAAUCUAAUUUUUAAAAAAAUGUGACGAUUUUCUGGUACAUAUCCAAUUAUUUCGCCACAGGCCUCAAAUGGUAUAGUUACGCCAAUGAAAAUUGAUAUUUAUAUUUAUCUACACUUUCAUUCAUUCGUUAUGGCUGUUAAUCAAAAAAAUGUGCAACUAUCCGGCAUCUUUACAUAUACCUACGUCUACUUUAUAAAUUUUAUCAAAUUAAAUGUUGUAGGAACUUCGUCAACAAUGCAAAUUGAAUAAAAUUAUUUUAAUGAAUAUAUUAUAUAUUAUAUUAGAAAUAGCAUAUUUAUACCUCUAUCUAUAUAAAUGUUACAUUGUAUUAUUUAUUAUUGCAUACUUUUAUGUAAUGUUAGAUAUAAAUAAGGAAACCUUUUAAAAUUUUAAAAUAUCUGCGUGUCUUCGUAGUUCUAUUAUAUAUGAUAAAUGUCUAUAUCCAAUAAGAUAAAUGUAGUCUAUUGUUGAGAAAGAAUACAAUAAGGAACUUAAGCUAACUUAUCCUAAUAACUAUACAAAUCAUGCCCACGUGGAAUGGUGGCAAGAAUACUGGCUGCAUUUCCGCGCUGGACAGCCAGGCUGAUCCUUUGCGCAAAAAAUGAGCCAGCCCUUCUGUCACCAGUCGAGGCAACAAGCCGCGGUGAAAUAGUACGGAAAAAUUUUUUGGCACUGCGACUCCAUGGCCCAAGGGUCUCCACGGCAAAAGGUACAAAUAUGUAACUCUCUGUCAGAGAGGCAUACUUGAGCCACUUACCGGUUUCAGCUUUUUCUGCUGCGGCUCCCGGUCUUGAUUCUGUCUCCCUGAUAUGACACGGUGCUAAUGUGUCGACGCAUGUAGCGUCCCACAUUAGGGCCCGCCCCAUUUCCCAGGGAACCAGCGUCAAUCCAUCAGGUCUCUUGCCAUCAUCCCGACUGAUUCCUAACGGCUCGAUUAGCGCAGGAAUAUUUAUGGUGGCAAGAGCCCUUUUUAUAAAGAUAAAUUAUAUAUACCUAAUAGUAUAUGUAUAAACUGUUUAAAAUAUAAUUAAUGAAACUAAACAUAUCAUUUGACGACUGAAUCUUGUCAAAGCAAAUUUUCUUGUUUACAAAGAAACGAGUUUAGCUUCGAAAUAAAUAUUUAUCGUUGUAUUACAUGUAACUUUUAUAGGCGAUUUAUAUAUAUUAGGGUCGCCAUAAUCUCUUACAUAUCUAUAUAAGUAAAUUUUUAUAAACUCAUAAAUAUACAUAUCAUAAUCAAAUUAAAACUGUAAUUUAAUUUGAGAGAUUUCCAAUUUGAGUCAAUCACUAAACAUAAGUAAUUUGGUAGUAAAUUUAAAAAAAUAUAUUACAUGGGUACUUAAAUAAGUAAACGCGCAAAUGUAUCAUUUAUUUAUAGACUUACUCGUUAAAUAUCAAAAAUGGACCUACCAACUUGAAAUAUCUUACCUUUUAUAUUAAAGCAUAGCAUAUUAUGUAGAUCUACAAUGUAGGAAAAUUAAUGAAUCAAACUCAGAAUACAGACAUAUUCUGAGGAAUCAAAUAGAACAUUUUAAUAAGUUAAAGGCAUUAUUUUUAACUGCGAUUCACGAUUUUUUAUUUUUCCAGACAUUUUCGUGAUAACAUCAACGAUGAUUUAACGUUAAUAUUGAAACGUUUGAUUAUUUAUUGUUGAUUACCGACACUUAUUCAUUGAUCAACCGUUAAAAUUAACUGAUCAUGAAAUUGAUUAACAAAAAAUCUAUUUCAGUAGGUAGUUUAGAUUUUUGUUUAUAUUAUUUAGACCCUAGUCAAUAAUAUUUAGGUGCAAAAUCUUAUUUAAAUAACACUAUAAAUUACCAACAAUUAUUAUUAACUAGGUUGGUACUACUUUUGUAGUUGUUUAAAAUAAGUUAAAUUUUAGAUUUUUAGCUCAGUGUUAGCUACAAUAGGUAAUAUUAUAGUUGAAAUUUUAAUGUUGUAGCAAAAAAAAUAAUAUAAAGCUGAAACAAAUAUUUUAUAAUCUAUUGCCGUGGCUUAAGUCUUAUGCUAUCAUUGUUAAUACUGUCGGUUAUUUUUUGUAUAGAAUUAAUUGCUUUUGUAUAUUCUGUAUAUCAUUUUUGUAUGUAAUUCGAUUAUUUCGUUUAAUAUAUCUACAAACUUAAAUUAGGUACAUACUCUUACAUAGUAGCUAUGAAUUCCAUUUAUUAGUUAUUAUUUUUUAAUUAAGUUAUAUGUUGGUACCUUGUAGGUACACAGGUUUUUUAAUCUAUUAAUUGAAUUAAACAAGUAGGUACCUAUAAAAAGAUAUCCUAUAAAAACUAGUAUUGAAUACGAAAUUCCUAUCCAUAUAUUUUAUACAUUGUUGAAAUUUAAACACAUUGCAAUAUAGGUAGUUGGGAAUAUACUCAUAUUUUAUCAUAUUGUUAUAUAAAAAAGUAAUACUUAGUUGACUGCAAAGAAUAACAUGAUAAACGAAUGCCUAAUUAAUUAGUUAUGGCUGUUUUCAUUGGUCAUUAUGAUCCGCGUGCAUGUGCGGAAGAUGUUAUUGUUUACGCAUGUUAUGAGAAAACAUGCAAGAACGUUUUCGUAGUUCAAAUUCAAAUAUUUGGCCCGCAUGCGAAGUGUGGGUAAUAUAUGCUGCUGAAAAGUAUGCGAAUACUGCGUUAACUGUUUGAUGAGGCUACAAACGCAACAUUUAUUCAACAUUCGGGGAGUCCCAGAAUGCGGGCUAACGAUCGUUUUUCGACCACUAUACUAUGAAUUAGUAUUUUGACGUGAUCUCACUAUUUAACAAUUUUGGUAUACCUAAUUGCUAUAAUAAAAAAUAACUUUCUAGGUAUUAUAAAUUGUAAAGCAGAAUCUAAUGUAAGUAAUAUAUUAUUAGAUAUAAAAUGUAGCGUAUAAAAAUACGCAAAACUUAGUCAAUGCUGUGGUGAUAACAUAACUAUUAGAAAUGUAUUUAAUAACUACAUCUUAGGCAUGUAAAUUAGAUUUGCUUGUGAAUCAUUCACAUUGCUUUUUAAUACAAAUGUUUAUUAUCAUUGAAUAUUUUAUUAGUAUGGUAUUAAUUUAUUUAGACCUACCUGUUAACAUUUCUAGAUUUGUUGUUAUCGAUCUUCUAAAAGAAUUUCUGCAGAUUUAAAUGUGGUAUCAGAAUAGGUAUUACCUAUUUAAAAAUAUAUCAUAAUGGAAUUUAAUAAUAUGAACUAAAAUCAAAAUGUAAUUCUUCAUAUUUUUUAUUUGAUGCUUGCUUAGAUCUUUAUCUAUUUAUAUAAAUCAUUUCAUAAUUCAAAGGUAGCUAUAACUUAAUGUCUUUAGAGUAUUGAUGAAUAUUUUUAUUUAUGUGAUUGGUAGGUUCGUAUUUUAUGCUGCAUAGUAGUUUACUUACUCAAUAAUUUUUAUUUUAUAUAAAAACAUAAUCAUAUAAAAGUUAUUGAAAAUUAGUAUUAUAUUUAUAGUUCGUUAUAAAAUAAUAUAUCCUAUUUGUGUGUAGAUAACGCGGAUAUGCGUAAUGGUAUAGCCAAAUGGAUAUCAAACAAUAUUCGGCCUGAUGUUGAAGAAAAGGACCUAGGUAUCUAAUUGUUCCGUAGGCAAACCGAAAUUGUUAUUACGAUAUUUAUAUACCCAUUAUGGCUAUAACAUUAUUAUCAUAUCGGCAGUGGCGUGCACAAUUUUUCAUAGCAGGUAAGCAUAAAUAUAUAAAUGAUUGGAGGAGGACAACCAUUAUUAAUGGUUGUACAAACAAACCCUGAGGGUAAACAGUGUUUUUGCAAUGUGGGGUGCACGGCACUGCCUAUUAGUAUAGACUUAAGUAAAUUUAUACAUAUCAAAAUGUCAAUCAUGUAUGACAUGACCAAGAAUAUCAAAAACAUAUCAAAAAAUUAGUAUUAAGAAAUCGAUACAUAUCAAAAUGUAACUUAUGAUAAAUAGUUAAUAAGCAUUUAAUUGUGUCUCUCUACGACAUUUUUAAUCAUAAUAUUUUUAGGUAUACCUACUUAUAUACUUACGUAAUUGAUUUAUUUUAUAAUGUAUUUAAUGAUAUCUACUUACAUUCAUUGCGUUAGAUAAUGCGUAUUUUAUAAUGAUUUAUCUAAAGUUAAAUAAAAAUUAAUACUUGAAUAUUUUAAAAGUACCUAUUUAGGUAUUUAAUUUAUAAUAAAAGUUAACGCAUUUGUAAUACGUGUUUAUGCAUUGAUGAACUGCGAUAGUCACUUUUUGUUCUAUAAACAAUUGAUUGAUUAAUUAAUUGAACUUUGUUCAUAAAAUAAUCAUUAUUGUUACAAAAUUAUGGCUUGAAGUUAAAUUUCAUCCGGGUAUUUUGCCUGUCAUAUAGUAUAUUCAGUUAAAAUUAGGGUACAUUUGAUAUUUACUAGGUUUAGAUUAUAAAUAAAAAUGUUGACUCUUCGCUACUUGGCAAUUUCGGCUGGUGAAAAUUUUUCAGGCCAUUAUCCUAAUCUUAGGUAAGUCAAUGUGUACAGGUAUUGAGAUAUAUACCUACUUAUGUGGCACAGACAUAAACACACACCAAUAUAAAUGUUGUAGCUGUCACUAAAAUGUAUUUACUAAGUAAAUAAUAGUAGUAACUAUUCUAGCGGUAGCGGUAAAUAUAGCUCAUUGAAUUUAAAAUAUAAGGCCAAUGUACCUAACGGUUUCCUUGAAACUAUAUACCUAUUUAACUAGUUGUGUAGUUUGAUAGGAAAGCCAAGCUUAAAAUGUUCCAAUGCAAUUUUUUCGCCAAUAAAUUCUAGUCAUACCUGUUUAAAAAAAAAUAAGAGGAUUUAUAUUUCUUGUUGAAAAUUAAAAAAAAAGAUGAUUUACCUUAUCUAUGAGUCUAUGUAUUAAUUAUUAUAUUAUUAAAAACUAAAAGUUUUAAUUUAUGUUAUCAUAUUUAUUAGGAAUUAAUUCGAAAAAUAACUUGUUCGAUACUUACCUAUCAGAGUAUAUAAAAAGCUACGACUUAACUGAAAUAUUACUUUUCAGUUCCAUUCUAAUAUGAAAAUGUAUUUAGAAACAUGCUUACGAGUUACUUUGUGUUAUUAAAUCAAUAAGACCGAAUAUAAAUUAUAGUAAUUUCUCAAUGACUAUUUUUUUAAAUGUCCUAUUUUAUAAAUUGAAGAUCUUUUCGUUUAAAAUAUUUAAAUUGAUAUUAAUUAGUGCACUAAAGUUUCAUUCAUUCAUUGUUCAAUUCAAUUUGUAACUGUAUGAUUAAAACGCUACUAGAGGCUGUUUAAAUUUUGAAUGUAGGUAAUAACCCUUAAUAUGUGUAGAUUAUUUUAUCUUGGCGCGUCAACUUAAUCAUAUAUUAUUGUGUAGUGUCUAUGAAUAUGCGCCAGAAUUAAUUUUCAGCGCUUUUAAUUUGCUGGAGCAAUGUAUGAAUGCCAGGUUAAAAUAAUUUACAUAUUAUAUUUAGGUACGUAUAGUAUGUGUCAAUAUUCUAGGCUGCUCUGAUUGGGCGGUUCUACGUGUUUCGAUGCCAGACAGAGCGGUUUGGAAGUUUGGUGCAUGCUGUAUGUUAAAUGUGUAGAAAUGUGGCACAAAUUGUAACGUGUUCGACUUCGUAGCAGGGAAUGUAAUGAAACAUAUCACUAUGUUAUAAGAAUGUAUCUAGGUAUUUGUGUCAAUUCGAUGUUGUUCACUAAUAAACUAUCAAACAAUUA